Molecule: messenger RNA, 1275 nt
Organism: Ambispora gerdemannii
Lineage: Eukaryota; Fungi; Glomeromycota; Glomeromycetes; Archaeosporales; Ambisporaceae
Source: the annotation of a GenBank genome assembly
AUGAGCGAAACAUCAACCACGUUAUUACACGUUCGAAAUUAUCCUCGUCCAUCAAAAGUUCAUAAGAGAAAUUCUCUCAACUCGCAUUCUAAAUUUUCACAAAUUUUCUCGAAACUCCCUCGAGCUGUAUUAAAUUUCGAUGAACAUUCAUCUUUAUCUUCAACACGACGAGGUCGAACUUUGAGCCUCGACUCAGUGACAACAACUAUUAGGCCGGAGAAUAACUCAAUGUCUAAUGAUAAGUAUUUUUCCCCCCAUAAAAACGAAGAAGCGUCGACGGCAAUGAUGAGUUUUCUACUUGGUGCUCCUGAUUUUAAAAAAUCAAAAGAAAUCAUGAUGCCUGCCAAAUUCAACAAAUAUUCUAUGCCCAAAAUUCAGAAACCUAAGCCCAAAUACCGAUUUAUUUUAGCUGAAGCUCCCAAAGAAAUUUUGGAAGAAAUAAAUGAUGAAAAGUUCAAAUCUUCAGCUACUAUUAUGGCGAUUUCAUCAAUCCUUAAUGAUAACACACAAUCACCCCAAACAUCACAAAAUCGUCAUAAAAAUCGUGUUCAUUCGCGCAAAAAUCCUUAUCCAGUGCGAUCAUUGCAAAGUUCAGAGGCAAUUACCUUUAAAUUAGACACAUUUAAAUUGAAGCCACCACCCCCAAUUGAAAAUCAAGAAAUUCCAAAUACAAUUAAUUUCUCUUCGCAUUCUUCGGCUGAAUCGUCAGCGCCUGCCAGUCCAAGACUGGAACCCAAAAAGAAACAACAAAAUAUCAAAUCACCACGACCGAAACGUGAAGGUGUCAUGAAAGUUAAACAACGACGUCGUAAGGGCAAUUCAUUGGCGCGAGUCUUGGCAGAUUCCGGUAUAAUAGAAUCACCAUUUGUCCAAUUGGGAUCAACGUUAGAAGUAAAUGGCGAGAUUAAGCCAUUACGCUUGCCACUUGCUCCUCAAAUGGAAUUCUCAAAACUUCUUAAAGAACUUCGGGAUCUAUCAUUGGAUAGUCGUGGUCUAAGCACACAACCUGUCAUGACAUGGAAAACUGGACCGCUCUCGAUCGAACAUCUUGCACAUUUUAAUGAAUUACAUCCAACUGAAGCUUACGUCGCAUCUGUAUUACGUUUAACUCCUGUCCAAUACUUCAACGCAAAGCAUUCAUUAAUAACAGCAUCGCGUCGAUAUGAAGGACGGACUUUACCAUUUAGAAAAAGUGAUGCGCAAAAAAUCCUACGAAUAGAUGUCAAUAAGGCAAGCAAAUUGUGGGAAUUUUUCCAUCAAUUAAAUUGGCUUUAA